AUGAUAUCUAAUACAAGUUCCAGUUAUUAUUUUUCAGCAUUGAAUCUUAUAUGUUCAUGUUUUACUUUUAUAACUUCCGUAACAAUUGCAUUACAAUAUUCAAUAAAUCAUAAUAUUAAUAUGGAAUUAUGUCGUAUAAUAGGUUAUUUAAUAUAUAGUUUUUGUCAUGGUAUUAUGUAUUCAUAUUUACUUGUUAGUAUAAAUCGUUUUUUGAAUGCAUUUUAUCGUUUAAAAAAAUAUUAUUUAUCAAUAAAAUUUAUAAUACUUGAAAUAAUUUUACAAUGGCUUUUAGCAUUUCUUAUACCAUCAAUAUCAUUAUUUUUAAAUCAAAUUGAAUUUCAAGUAAAACCACGUUUUUGUUCAGCACGUAAACCAUUUUAUAUGACAUUAGGAGUAUUUACUGGAUUUUUUUUACCUGUUAUAUUUAUAACAAUAUUUAAUUUGAUAAUUUAUUUUCAUAUAAAUAAAUUACGUACAGAUUUUCAUUUAUCAUUUCGACGAAAACAAAAAUGUAGAUUAAAUAAAUUUUAUCAAAUAUCUCAUUAUUUAUAUAGUCGUCAAAAUAAAAAAAAUGUUACAUUAUUACAUCAAUUUGCAGCAUUUUCAUGUGUAUUUGUUAUUGGUUGGGGUUUUUUUGCAUUUAUUUCGAUUUUUGAUCUUAAUGAUAUUGUUCCUGAAAGUAUUUAUUUAAUUACUUUAUCAUUUCCAGCUGUAUCAUUACUCAUUAUUACUUUAAUGAUUAUUAAUUGGAAUAAACCAAUUAAAAAAUCAAUAUUUACUUUAUUUAAUGUAACAUCAAGACGAAAACAUCCAACAUCUGCAACUACUGUACAACUUUCUGCUCCUCUUGGCUUCAAUUGUAACUAA
This is a messenger RNA of Rotaria sp. Silwood2, 867 nucleotides long. NCBI's taxonomy places the organism in Eukaryota, Metazoa, Rotifera, Eurotatoria, Philodinida, Philodinidae. The record is from the annotation of a GenBank genome assembly.